Molecule: messenger RNA, 1981 nt
Organism: Musa acuminata subsp. malaccensis (wild Malaysian banana)
Lineage: Eukaryota; Viridiplantae; Streptophyta; Magnoliopsida; Zingiberales; Musaceae
Product: bZIP transcription factor 11-like
Biological process (GO): positive regulation of DNA-templated transcription
Cellular component (GO): nucleus
Molecular function (GO): DNA-binding transcription factor activity; transcription cis-regulatory region binding
Source: RefSeq, a predicted model, not a curated record
AUCAGCUUUAAGCUGCCGCCGUGUCCGCAGUACCUGUCGGGGGAUAGAUAGCGUACGCGAAAUGGUCCCUAUGCGACAAAAACAGUAUCAGCGUGUCACACAGUUGAAAGAUUUGAUAGCCACGCCUGCGUUAUCGACUUAACCCACAUCAGCGUGUCCACAGCAUUUCAUUAAUAACAUCGAUAGCAUCAUCGAAUAUUCUAUUUUAGUGGGUUCCAGGAAUGUGGCAGCAUUUUACCAUACCCUCGAAUGAAAAAGACAUGUCCCGAUUACUCAGAUGACCGCCCAACCCAAGAACACGCAUGGCUUCCUCUCGAACACCCAAGUUCGUGUUUCUUGUGUAUGUGCUGAUCAACUGAGAUCUUGACAUGAAAUCAAGCUCCGGUUGAUACUGCUCCUUGCCAGCACAACUGGGCGGCUACAGUACCGCUUCUGCCAAUGGUGGAAUCCCACAACUUUUUCCUUUUUUUUGUGAGGGGGAGGGGGUAAAUAGAGAUAAAUCAUCCAAGCAAAGGCAGACGUUCUGUCCACUCGGUGGAGUUGAAUUGUCGUACCAUUUUUGACCCUCCAGACGAAGCACUCCCCCACAUCUCUCUCUCUCUCUCUUCCAUUUUGCUCUAUAAAUUCCGCUCUUCUCGUAAGCUGCAAUUCCCUUUUCUCCUUCUCCCCUCUUCACUCGCUUAGGUUUCUUGAGGUUCUGCUGCUCUGCUCUUGAUUAGUCUUCUUCCCCUGUGUGCUCUUUUGAUCAUAAUUUCUUUGGGUUCUCGAUCCAAAAUCGAAAAACUCUUCCUUCUAGCUUCUGUUUAACUUCAUUCUUGGAGAAAGAUUUGUCUUCGGGAAUUCCUUUCGCAAGUUUAUUCCCUGUUCUGGGCAAUCCAUCUCCAUACACACUCUAUCUGACCAAAUCCAAGAAACCAGCAUCCGAAAUUUGCCGCUAAAGCUAGGGAGGUUUACUCGUAACUACGUACCGAUAUCUGAGCUUCGUUCCAUUCACAUGCAGUGUCUGUAUCUCUUGAUGUUUCUCGUUGCUGCCGCUUAUCCCAAGUGAAAUUAAUUCUCCUGCGCGAGUUUAUGAUACACUCCAUUUUUCAGCGCAUGACAAACCUCGCUCAGUCCUUCUCUGUGGCCUUUCUUUACUGGUUCUAUGUGUUUCAUGAGCUCGUCGCGAAGAACUGAGACCCCGUCCCUCUUCUCAUAAAUAAUUAAUCUCCUCCUCUUUCUUGCUUCUCAGAAACAUAACUCAGCUGUCGCUCCACCAGAACGCAGUGUUUCCCGGAGCACAACUUGUCAAGGCAACUAAAUAUUCAGAUAUCUUCUUGUUUCACGAUUUUUCUGAUGGCUUCUCCUAGUGGCACUUCUUCCGGAUCCAGCCAGCUCCUUACCUCCGGUUCCGAAGAAGACCUGCAAGCCGUGAUGGACCAGAAGAAGCGGAAACGAAUGAUAUCGAACCGGGAAUCGGCGAGGCGGUCGAGGAUGCGCAAGCAGAAGCAGUUAGCCGAUCUCACGGCAGAGGUGAUGCGGCUGAGGAGGGAGAACGACCAGGCCGUCGUGGCCUUGAACCUCACCACGCAGAGCUACUCCGUCGUGGAGGCCGAGAAUUCCGUGCUGAGGGCUCAGGCGAUGGAGCUCACCUACAGGCUGCAGUCUCUCAAUGAGAUCGUCGACAACCUGAAUGAAAACAGCAUCAGCCCAUGGAACUUCUUGUGUAUGAAUCGGCCUAUCAUGGCGUCCGCAGAGAACAUGCUCUACUACUGAUUGAUCCAUGAGCGGCAGCCAUAGAUUCCGUAGCUAAUAAUGGUGCCUGCUCCUCCUUGUUUGGCAUGCAUCUCCCGUUUGCGUACUCUUCCGGCGUGUUAUUCUCGUGUUUGGGGUGAAUCGCACCCAAGAUAUUUUAUCAUUUGGUCUUAUGGGGACCCACCCCAUUAUGUACGAAUAUUAGUCUUAAGACCACGAACCUUGCUUGUUAUCGUGGAAGGUUUUU